This is a messenger RNA of Uncinocarpus reesii 1704, 888 nucleotides long. Its product is annotated as sorbitol utilization protein SOU2. Gene Ontology annotation, cellular component: intracellular anatomical structure. Bases 1 to 888 code for a protein of 295 amino acids. The transcript is spliced from 3 exons. The record is from RefSeq and is a predicted model, not a curated record. Gene Ontology annotation, molecular function: oxidoreductase activity, acting on NAD(P)H, oxygen as acceptor. NCBI's taxonomy places the organism in Eukaryota, Fungi, Ascomycota, Eurotiomycetes, Onygenales, Onygenaceae.
AUGGAUACCGCCCUCUCCAGCAACGGGGCGUCAUGGUCGCAGCAAAACACCCAACCUCCGCCGGCAGAACGUGGAUACAUGGCGCUUUUCUCGCUCAAGGGGAAAACGGCCAUCAUCGCUGGUGCGGCGGCAGGUAUUGGGCUUAUUGUCGCCCAGGCGUACGCAGAAGCUGGUGCCAAUGUGGCCUUGUGGUAUCACAGCAAUAAAACAGCCCAUGACCGGGCUAAAGAGAUUGAGAAGCAAUACGGGGUUAAAGCUAGGGCAUAUCAAGUCAACGUUCAGGAGCCCCAAGAGGUCGAAAACGCCGUCCAGGGUGUCGUCAAGGAAUUCAAUGGCCGCCUUGAUAUUUUUGUUGCCAACUCGGGCAUCCCCUGGAAACAAGGCGCUAUGACUGAGGGUACACUCGACCACUACCGCAAGGUGAUCAGCACGGAUCUUGACGGGGUGUACUACGCCGCCCGGGCGGUGGCUCCUGUUUGGCGCCGACAAAAGCAAGAAGGCACAGACAUCAAUGGAAACAGGUUGGAAAAUUUCUCGUACGGCAGCUUUAUUGCAACCGGAUCAAUGAGUGGGCACAUUGUCAACGUACCACAAUUACAGUCAGCGUACAACGCCGCAAAGGCGGGGGUCAUUCAUCUCUGCAAAUCGUUGGCAUUGGAAUGGGUCCAAUUUGCUCGUGCCAACAGCGUUUCUCCUGGGUAUAUCAGCACGGAACUAACCGAGUUUCUAUCCCAAGAAACGAUUACAUUGUUGAAUGGAAAAAUCCCAAUGGGCCGUCAAGGGCAGGCGCACGAAUUGGCGGGUGCAUACAUAUUCUUGGCAUCUGAUGCUUCCAGCUACGCUACUGGUACGGAUAUCAUUAUCGAUGGAGGAUACACUUCGCAGUAG